Molecule: messenger RNA, 3228 nt
Organism: Vollenhovia emeryi
Lineage: Eukaryota; Metazoa; Arthropoda; Insecta; Hymenoptera; Formicidae
Exons: 3
Coding region: 1798-2268 (156 amino acids)
Biological process (GO): septate junction assembly
Source: RefSeq, a predicted model, not a curated record
CUUGCAAUCCGAUAUUUAUGUUUCUUCAUCGUCUAAAUUUCCCAUACAAUUCUCACACAUGGCAAGAUUUGAGACAAGAGACAGAAAAAGAGAUAAAGUCAUGGUGUAUACAUAUCUGUUCCAUAUACGUAAUAAGCACACGAGAAAUGUCAGAUAGGAAAACCUACGUUCACCGAUGUUUAUCGUAAUCAAGUAGUUUAGUAAGAAAUAAAGAAAAAGACUCUUCGUAACUUUGCGAAGCGAUUUCAUAAAAAUUCGCACGACGUAUUGAAUUUUCUACGAAGUCUACGACGUCUCUCGACAGCGUCGACCUAAUGAAACUCGCGAGACAUGCCGAAGAUGAAACCGAAGAACAGCGAGAAAGAGAGAGAGGCGGCGAGUGAUGGAGGCAAGUAGGGAAUUCGUUAACGGUGGGAAAGAAGAAGAAAAGUGACGAGAGGAGGGCAAGGGGGCCGAGGGCAGCGGCAAGAGAGCGAACUCGGAAGGAAUUAUGAUAAAUUAAGCGAGCGGCCGAGCGUAGCAAUGGGAUGAACGUGGGUGGAUAGCGCAAGUACAUGCCGGGUGUAUUUUCGUGCGUGGUUCCCAUUCGGGAAGAGAUACGGAUAAUAUACUUUUACAAUCGUACGAAUGCACUUUCCACGUGUUUCUUAGAACGAACGCCGACUUUUCUCCUUUAGAAUCAAUCGGCGUUAAAAGCUCGUAGGUUACCGUAAAGUUAAUUAAAAGUUUCGAGAUAAUUUCAAAUCUCCACUGCGGUAGAAAAUUUAGUUUCCUCUUCUUCUCGCGAGCAAAUUUGCGUGUACGAUACAAAAUACAAAGAGUAAAAUUAAGAAAUCUCGAGUGAAAAGAAUUGCAGUCAACAACUUGAGUGUUCUAAUUCCAGGAUAAUAGUCCAGAUAAAAUUUCGAGAGAGAGGCUUGACAACUAAUAAACGGUUUAUUUCUUCUUGUCGAAUUCAAGCGCUAGUUCCAGGGGGGGUGAUUUGAUAUCUUUACAGCGCUCGACCUAACGAGGAGUUGCAACAAUCUGAGCGCGAUGCAAUGAGAUGCAAAAUUAUUCGCUGCAUUUCUCCAUUCGCCAAUAACUACCCUUUAUCUUUUGCAUCGCCGUGAAACUCGGCAGAACGUUCGCGACAAAGUUUGCUCCUCCGCCGAAUUUCCAACGGCAGGCACUUCCAGAUCGUAAUUCUCGGUCGGAUUAGGCUACCUUCCGAUUUAUCGCUCUCCUUUGCGCCCCCAAUGCCAUAUCGUAGUAAAAUUUCGCGAGAAUGCACAUUCUAGAUCGCUGGAAUAGAUUGUAAUAGCAAUUGUUAAAUACUUUAUUGGCGCAAAGAAAAAUAACUUGCCACAUGAUACGAGUUUUGUUUACGAAUAAACGGUGGACACUUAACAGUAAAUUGACCAACUGCUGUUCAUACUGACAAGCUUUAGUUAAAACCGUUGCUAGUCAACUCGUCAAGAAUGUUUUUAGUGCGAGAUUCGUGUCCGCGGCGAGGCCCAUCUUCAGAGAUAUGGAGUACAGAUCGUUUCAGACCCAUCGCCAAGGUUGAGUACCAAGAACCAUUGCCAUGACGCAUUAAAUGCAUUUAGCGAGGAAGUGGGGACUUGUAUAGUCGGUUUAAUGUUAGUCAGUGUCACACUAGCCUCUGACAGGUCAAUAGUUGGGUGGAGCGUUUCUCAGCGUAGUUGGAAACAGACGUCGUCGCACUACGAAUGUCUCGACGAAUACUUUUCUCGCCGUGAUUAUUAACUUGCGCGUCCAAACUGACUGAGUGUGCCACGAAGUGUGGAUUCGAGAAUGGCUGAGGAGACCGGCUCUGCACCCAGCCUCUUGACGAGACUCAAGGGAUAUCUUAAGGAAGCGCCGCUCUUUUGCAAAAUUAUCGAACUGGUUCUCUGCGUCAUUGCAACGGGAUUAGUGGCAGGUCCAUUUCAACAGAAUCAGAUUCGGCCGACUGAUAUACACCAUAUAGCGAUAUUUCACGUGGCAGUAUGCGGUUAUAUCCUUAUAAACGGGAUUCUUAUUAUGAGCCAUUUGUUGGGCGAAAAACUGCCCAAAAAAACGGCUCUCAUGUUUUCGACUAUGGGAGCGAUUCUGUGCUGCACCGCCGGCCUCAUUCUGAUUCGCGACUGGGACAAUUUCUCGAGUAACCUGAUUCACGCGUAUCUGCAGGAAUACAGCGAUCAAACGGUAGCGGCCGGUUCUUUCGCGAUCUUGGCAGCUCUGGUAUUCGCCGUAGAUACGUACUUCACCAACAAGAACGACUGAUCGACCAUAAAUCUCGAUCAUCGUCACCGUAAGGCGAGACGGAAUCGACCGGUUCAUUUCUACCGCAACGCUUCGUUAAAAGCUAUUAUCUCACUAAUUGUUUUUUCUCCCAAAUCUUCCGUCGUAUCGUUUUUGUGAGGAAUGUUCUUGCUUCUUGAGCGUCUACGCUAGUAUCAUUUUUGUUACCGUAUCGUGAAAGUCAUCGUACCUCUUUAGAAAACCGAAAAUGUAAGAUUUAUUCUCAAUGAGCGGCAUUUGUAACCGCUUCUUCUUCGCAAGCAUUUUAUUAUACAUAUAUUUUACGGAAUAUACGCAAUGCUUACGACAAAUAAUUGUCGUAACACUACUUUCGUUACGCUAUUCUCGCGUAACUUGCAGUUUAAAGUGCCGGAAUGUCUACGUCUGCCUAGUUUCUCCUUUCCUCCGCGUACGUAUAUUAGCGUUAAAUUUUCGUUAUACGGGAGAGCAAACGUAAAAUACUUGUACACAAUCUGAAUUUCUAUGAUUUCGAAUAGGAAAAUUGGAAAUCCUAUACAAUAUUGGAUGAAAAAUUUCCAUAUACCCACGUUCUACAAAUUGUUCGUGUCACAAAUUCAAGCUGUGAUUGGAAAUCGAAACAGAGUCCGUGUCGUAAAAAAAAAUCCAAAAAUGCACUACGAUAACAAAGAUAUCAUUGGCAGAGUUGAUAAAAGAUAAAAACUUUUUAUCAUAGGCCAGGAAGAAAGCAUGAAUUUUGAUUAUGAAAAUUUGAAAGCAUAGAUUUGAAUCAAAAUAAUUUAUAUUUGUAAGCUGUCUGCAGAAAGAAAACUAUAGUUUUCCAAGAUUUAUGACUUAAAGAUCAAGUUUUAUGCGUUACGUCCAAAAUUAUCUCCCUGUGUGUUAAGUUACCAUUUACUUUCAUUAUACUCACGCGAAUCGAAGUGUAAGAAAUUCUCAUAACAAUAUAAAAAUAUGAUCACC